Molecule: messenger RNA, 617 nt
Organism: Dunckerocampus dactyliophorus (ringed pipefish)
Lineage: Eukaryota; Metazoa; Chordata; Actinopteri; Syngnathiformes; Syngnathidae
Gene: hbae4
Product: Hemoglobin subunit alpha-D-like
Exons: 4
Coding region: 144-569 (141 amino acids)
Biological process (GO): hydrogen peroxide catabolic process; oxygen transport
Cellular component (GO): haptoglobin-hemoglobin complex; blood microparticle; hemoglobin complex
Molecular function (GO): oxygen binding; peroxidase activity; organic acid binding
Source: RefSeq, a predicted model, not a curated record
CAGAUCUGCAUAUUCCUGUUGGUGUUCCUCGGUCUCGUCUCAACCUUGGCUGUCCUUUUCUAUGUUUAUCCUGUGAAGUGCGAUUGGUGCGAAUACCUCACCUGCAUCCCAAUCACAGACGAGUUUUGCGAGAAUGGCUUGCAAUGCUGUCCCAGAAGCAGAAAGAGCUACUUGCAGAAGUGUGGCGAGGGCUGACACCUGUGGCGCAAUACAUUGGAUCUGACGCGCUCAUUAGAAUGUUUGCGACCAUCCCCGGCACAAAGACAUACUUUUCCCAUCUAGACAUUAGCCCAGGCUCCGCCCACCUUUUCUCCCACGGGAAGAAGAUUGUCCUGGCCAUCGCUGAGGGAGCCCAAGACAUCAGUCAGCUGACAGUCACACUGGCUCCUCUGCAGACCUUGCAUGCCUACGUGCUUCGGAUAGACCCGACUAACUUCAAGCUUUUCUCACACUGUAUGCUCGUCGCCUUGGCUGUUCACAUGGGCGAGGACUUCACACCGGUUUUACACGCAGCAAUGGACAAGUACCUGUCCGCUUUUGCAGCAGUGCUGGCUGAGAAAUACAGAUGAGACUCAAUGUAUACCAACACCACUCCGGUCAUUCCAUAUAUUUAAGUA